Molecule: messenger RNA, 292 nt
Organism: Meloidogyne enterolobii
Lineage: Eukaryota; Metazoa; Nematoda; Chromadorea; Rhabditida; Meloidogynidae
Source: the annotation of a GenBank genome assembly
AAUUAAAAUGGCUUUUGUUCCAGAAAAUAAUUGUACAGCUGCGCUGCUUUAUGUUCAAUUUACUCCUCUUUAUAUUGUCCAUUGGUUGCAAUCUUUACUAUCUUUGGCUACGAUGAUAUCUUGCGGGUUAAAUUUGGCAUACUCCUUAAAUUCGGGAGUAAAAGAGCAGAUGAGCUUUCAUAAAAAUGUUAAAAUAAUUCUUGUGGGGGCCUUGUUUCUUUACAUGAUUCAUUCACUUGUAAUGUUUGGAAUGCAUUUUGGAUAUAUUGUGGGUUUAAAGACUUGGAAUUGA